Messenger RNA from Paramecium sonneborni, 1249 nucleotides. NCBI's taxonomy places the organism in Eukaryota, Ciliophora, Oligohymenophorea, Peniculida, Parameciidae. The record is from the annotation of a GenBank genome assembly.
AUGAUUAAUAACACAACAUUGAGCUUAUAAAAAAAACGAGAGUUAUUCGCUUUGAAUGUUAAACGUAUUGACAGAGAAACUCUAUUUUAAAAUAAUAGAAAAAAAAUGAUGUAACAAAAUACUAAUGAUAUUGAAAUUGAUAAAACUCUUCAUCUUUUGAAUGGUGCAAUAACAAUUUAUAAUAAAAAGGAUAUUAAAAAUUACUUUAAACAAAUAAACGAAUUUAAUAACUUUAAUUAAGAAUAAGAAAUAAAAUUAGUUGAAUUGAUUGAAACACUUCUUAAGUUAAAAGUUGAAGAUGAUAAUUCUGCUUUGCACAAUGAAUGCUUAAAUAUUUUAGUAAAAUUAAGUUUGUUUAGUAAUUCAACAUAAGAAUUGUUUAAAAUACUUACAAUACUUUAUAAAUUGAUAGAUAAGUACAACAACCAUAUUAAUUAAGCACUUUCAUACUAAAUUUUAGAUAAAAUACUUGCAUUUAUUGGUAUUAAUAUAUAUAUCUAUAAUAAUUAGGUAAUAUAUCAUGUAAUAAUGGAUUUAUUAGCGCAUUUUCAGCAAAUUUAAUAGAAAUCUUAUAAAAUUAGAUAAUUUUUGGAUAAAAAAGAUUAUUAUUUUAAGCAUUAUGGGCUUUGAAUAAUAUUUUAUAUGCAAUUCACAAUGAAACUACUUUGUUAAAUUCAAUAUUGAUAAAGAUAGGUUAAUCUGAAUUACCUCAAUACUUAAUAUAAUAUGUUAAGAAAAAUGAAAGUAAGUUUGAUAAAAAUUAAUUGAUUUAAAUAUAUUGGUUAUAUGCAGAAUUAUCAUAGAUUAUACCCUGUGAUAUUGCAUAAUUAUAAGUGAAACAAACAGAUAGUUAAGAAAUAUAAUUAAUAAUCUUAUUCAUCUAUGCUAAUUUAACAGGAUAGUAAAUCAUUCCUAAAAAUUGUAAUGUUAAUUAGCUUUUCAAUAUGAUUCCAGUUUCAAGUUCUUUAAUUUAACGAUAACUUUUAGUUAUUAUUUCUAAUUUAGUUCUAUUGACAGAAAUUGAUUAAGAAGCAUUAAAGAAUUUAAUUUAUUAUGCAUUUCCUAUUUGUCCUGUAAUCCUUGUAUUUAUUUUUAGAUAGACACAAUGUUUUUGCUACAUAAUUGUUAAUUAAAAUACAAUUUAUAAUUAGGUUCGAAUGAAAAAAGCACUAUUUUAAGAAUUAUUGAUGAGCUUUAAUAGGAUUAAUUAAUUCAAGAUUUAGUAAAGCAAUUAAAAUUAAAUAAUUGA